CACCCCACCCGUUGCAGAGACAAGCCCGGCCUCGGCGCGCCAUGUGUGGUAACGCGCUGCGCCGCAGCCACGCUAUUUAAACACCGGCUAUGGAUCCAGAAACCCGCGCGAAUCAAUGGGAUCAAACGCGAAGGAGGUGCACCGUCAAUUACAAGCACUUGGACAAGUUUAACUUUUUUUUUCCUUUUACAAAUAAGGCCUUCAAAGGCAACCUUAGCAACGCCCAAAUAAGAAGCCACCUCUAAGCCAAUAGCCUAUGUGCAAAGGGAGGGAGAAUAUAUAUAUUUAUAAUAAGUCUAUAUGUAUAUUACAGACGCACAGGUUUACAUUCUGUGAACUUUUUUUUUCUUUUUUCUUUCUUUGCUUUUUUUUUUUUUUUUAAACGUAGGGACAUUGCAGAGCAGUCUUCUCUAUCUUUUGGCACGUUACUGAAGGGGGCAUUCUGUUUUCUUGGAGCGCCCAAGGGGGCGCAGAGACAGAGGAAAGAAAAGAGCUGGGAGGAAAGGGGCAGGGUGGGUGGGGGGCAGAGGGCGAGCCGGCGGCCAGGGCGAGCGCUUGCUGGCAACACGAUGCGGUCCCUGCUGCUGUUCACUUUCUCGGCGUGCGUGCUGCUGGCCCGGGCGCUGCUGGCUGGCGGCGCGAGUAGUGGCGGCGGGGACACCCGGCCAGGCAGCAGGCGCCGGGCGAGAGAGGCGCUGGCGGCUCAAAAGAUCGAGGUGCUUGUGCUAUUGCCCCGGGACGAUUCCUACUUGUUCUCGCUGGCCCGGGUGAGGCCGGCCAUCGAGUACGCGCUGCGGAGCGUGGAGGGCAAUGGCACCGGGAGGAAGCUGCUGCCGCCGGGCACUCGCUUCCAGGUGGCCUACGAAGACUCGGACUGCGGCAACCGUGCGCUCUUCAGUCUGGUGGACCGCGUGGCGGCGGCGCGCGGCGCCAAGCCGGACCUCAUCCUGGGGCCCGUGUGCGAGUACGCGGCGGCGCCGGUGGCCCGGCUGGCGUCUCACUGGGACCUGCCGAUGCUGUCCGCAGGAGCGCUGGCCGCCGGUUUCCAGCACAAGGACACGGAGUACUCGCACCUCACGCGCGUGGCGCCUGCCUACGCCAAGAUGGGAGAGAUGAUGCUUGCUCUGUUCCGUCACCACCACUGGAGCCGCGCUGCCCUGGUCUACAGCGACGAUAAACUCGAGAGGAACUGCUAUUUCACCCUCGAGGGCGUCCACGAGGUUUUCCAGGAGGAGGGUUUGCACACGUCUGCCUACAGUUUCGACGAGACUAAGGACUUGGACCUGGACGACAUAGUGCGCUACAUCCAGGGCAAUGAGCGAGUGGUGAUCAUGUGCGCCAGUGGAGACACCGUUCGGAGGAUCAUGUUGGCAGUGCACAGACACGGCAUGACCAGUGGAGACUACGCUUUCUUCAACAUUGAACUCUUCAACAGCUCUUCCUACGGAGAUGGCUCGUGGAAGAGAGGAGACAAACAGGACUUUGAAGCUAAGCAAGCCUACGCAUCCCUCCAGACAGUCACCCUACUGAGGACCGUGAAACCUGAGUUUGAGAAGUUUUCCAUGGAGGUGAAAAGUUCUGUUGAGAAACAAGGGCUCAAUGAGGAGGAUUACGUGAACAUGUUCGUGGAAGGAUUCCAUGAUGCCAUCCUCCUCUACGUUCUGGCCUUACACGAAGUGCUCAGAGCUGGCUACAGCAAGAAGGAUGGGGGCAAAAUCAUCCAGCAGACUUGGAACAGGACAUUUGAAGGUAUCGCCGGGCAGGUGUCCAUAGAUGCCAAUGGGGAUCGGUAUGGGGACUUCUCUGUGGUCGCCAUGACUGACAUAGAGGCAGGCACCCAAGAGGUCAUUGGUGAUUACUUUGGAAAGGAAGGCCGGUUCAAAAUGCGAUCGAAUGUCAAAUACCCUUGGGGCCCUUUGAAACUGAGAAUAGAUGAAACCAGACUUGUGGAGCACGCCAACAGUUCUCCUUGCAAAUCAUCAGGUGGCCUAGAAGAAUCGGCGGUGACAGGAAUCGUUGUGGGGGCCCUUCUAGGUGCCGGUUUGCUAAUGGCCUUCUACUUUUUCAGGAAGAAAUACAGAAUAACUAUUGAGAGGCGAAAUCAGCAAGAGGAAAGCAACAUCGGGAAACAUCGAGAGUUACGGGAAGAUUCCAUCAGAUCGCAUUUUUCGGUGGCUUAAAGGAAAUGCCCCUCUUGCUUUGUCUGCUUGAGAUCCCUUAAAGAGAUGGAUGGAAGGACAGACAUCAAUGGAACAGAAAGGGCGUUCUUGGAAAAUUCAUUCUUUUAAACAGUAGUCAUUUCAUUUAAAAUUUUCUUUAGAAGCUCAGGAAUGAUUAUUAAUCACUAUCUGCCUUCUGGCCUCUCAUCUCAUGGCAAACAGAUAUAAUGAUGUAACAUAAUCCUGUUAAGUGUCCUGGCUGCUGGAGGAGCAUUGGAGUAGAUUUAUGUCUUGAAAGGCUGCUGCCUCCAUUUCUUGAUUGCUUUGGGGGCACAUCACACGAGGUUAUAAAAAAAAUGUGGUUUUUCUGAAAUGAAAUGUUUUGUAGCUAGAAUAAAACAAUUUUUACAACUAGAAUAUUCUUGGAAAGAAUUUAACACCCAAUAAGAGGACAAUGGAAUGAAAGAAAUCUCCAGGCUGGGGAUGCAGUGUCCCUCUCUCUGGAACUGGGGGACAGGUUUGUGGUUGACGAGGGCUGGAUCCAACACACACAUUUAGGUCCGACUUCACAUCUCAAGAAAGGAUCCUCGCCGUCUCUUUCAGCGUCUCAUCAGAGCUACUCUGGAAAACUGUAAAUAUUAGGGAACAAGGAGGAUUUAUAUAAGAAAGAUGAGUCUAAGAUGUUUCUUUUAUGAUGUAAAAAAAAAAGCCCUACUUCACACUAACAUUUUAUUUUUAAGUAUUUUAAUCUUAUAUUUUGGUAUUAGAAAUGUGUCUAUUUUUUCAUUUUGAAGAUUAAAUUUCACUUAUAUUUUAAGAGCAUGGAGGAGGUGUGUGACAAAUCUGUGGUGAGGGAGGCAUGGUUCUCUUUUUCUCUGCUGUCCUCUGUUCCUUGGCUGUGGCUAAUACUAACUGCUGCUCUGACUGACGAUUGCUCAAGUCUGUUCAGCCUACGAGCUCUGAAGGAAUAUGUUGAUGUUAAGCCGUCGUCCAUUAUCGACUGUUUUAAAUGUAUGUUAUUGGAGGACUCCAUCCUUUCUAACUAUGGUCAAAUUAUGCCCUUCAAAACCGGUAGACUUAAGUAGAGUCUAUAAAGAAAUGCAACCCCUUUCCCUCAAGAACAAGCAGACAGUGCGAAUUUAACAGCAAGACACAGUGAUGAUACAUUUUAAAAAACUGCACGCAGUUUAUCAAAAUUUGAGGUGGUGACUUUAAAAAAGGGAAUGUUGAUAUCUACUGUGUCCCUUUAACCUCAUAGAGUUUUGCAGCCACCACAAAUGAUGCUUCUCUUGGACAUUGGGCUAGGACAAAAAAGGGCAGCGUGGCCAAGACUGAGCCAGCCUUUGCUGGGUAUCUGUUUUGAACUCAGUUCUGCACGCCGAGGUUUAAAUUCGGGUUCCUGUUUUAUCAUUGGAGGAGAGGACAAGCCACCUUGUAAUUAUGCCUUUCUUGGUGACAUUUUGAGCAUCCGAAACCCAGUCUAAAGGGGAGAAAUUAAAUAAUUCCUUGAAGGUCAUUUCCAUUCAGGCUAACUGUAGAGGAAACCGGGCAGGUGCUGCAAGCUCUGGAAACUGUUCCAUUGAGGCUUUCCCAGGAAGGAGUGUCGUCUCAUUCUCUCAGCUGCGCCAAAGUGAAUGGGCAAACUUCUCUGUGGGGCAAACUUCUUUACUGCUCAGGAAACAGAAUGCACAUGAUAAAAUGAAUUAACUGUUGAACAACGGAAGGAGGUACAUUGUGGUUCUUCUGCCUGUGUUGGGGGGGGGGAUGUUGAGGGGAAAGUGCUGACUUCAAAAAAGAGCAGAAAAAGUAGGCCAGAAAGGUAAACUUCAAAAUGCUACUCCAGGAGGUGAACGUGUAGAGCACAACUCAGGACUGCAGCGGCUGAUGGUCAAGGACUCACAUAAUGAAGACAGCUGGGCGGAUGGCAACCACCCCAGUUCUCAGAGCCAGAGGGCUGUUUGGUUCUCUCUUAUAUUUUCAAUGAUGUUUUUUCCCCCGUGUUUCAGAGAUACUCAUGUUCUAAUGUUUAUUUUUUGAACCUGUGUGUUAAUUACAGGAGGGUGGUGGUGGGGAAAGUUCUCUACCUGGCUAUAUCCUUUGGGCAUAAAUAUUAUGUCUAAUCCUUUCUUGAAUUUAUAUAGUUGCCCAUAAAUGGCAGCAUAGUUGCAACAGUAUUGUUUUUAUUUCUGCUCCAUCUAGAGGAAUUGUUCCAAGGGUAAUAGCAUAUUCCGAGAUUAGAUGGUAACGAUGAGAAGGGAGCUGGCCUUUAAAACAUAGGCAGGGCGAGUCAUGAGGUCCCUGGAGUUACUUCUUACAAUUUUAAAGCCAUUCUAAUAUUAAGGUUGAUUUCUCAUUUACAUGUCUGCUGUAUAGUUUGUUUUUCUUGAAUAUCUUUACACAGCCAGGCAAGGUGACCCAUGUCUUCAAUCCCAGCACUUGGGAGGCAGAAGCAGGGGGAUAUCUGUGAGUUUAGGGCCAGGAUGGUCUCCAUAGGGAGUUUUAGGUCAGCUGUAGUUAUACACUUAGUUCUUGUCUCAGAAAGAAUAAGUCUCCAUGUGAAUUGCCAAAACAUCAUUAAGUUUUGAAAACACCACUAAGUUGGGAAACCUUCACUGAGAGUACAGAUGUCUUCUAUUCCAUGGCGGCCCUGGCUUGAGAACUCUUGAUAUUGUAUCGUAGAACUUAAAUUCCUAACUGCUAAACAACAAGUCUGACAAUUAGCCAUUCAUAAUCUGCCAGUAGUCAACUAUUAUGUAAUAAACAAAAAGGAACUUUAGUUCUUAAGCCAUUCUAUAAGUUUUUACUCUUAAAUAUAAAGAUCAAGGUGCCCAAGGGUGGGGUAUUUUAUUAGUAUUUUUCAUAUCUGGUCAAAUAUAUGCUCAUAUGCAAGCUAAAUUAAGUGUAUACUUAUAGUGAUGGAAAUAAACACAAGUUUUAUAGCCGAUAUUAUUGUCUUAGAUUUGGGAGAGAAGCUGAACUCAGAAACAAAACUUUCUGGGUAGAGAGUAGUAUCUAUUCCCAACACAAAUAGAGGUUUCACAUGAAAUCCAUCAACAUGAAUGGUUUUGAAGAAGCAUCAGCGUAUCUUUUCCUGAACCACAGACAGAAUUCCACAUGUCUUGAAAUAGUUGUUUACAUUUCAGAAUUCAUGCAGGAGAGGGAGAAUCCUAUGGAAUGAGAGCACAUGUCCCACCCCCGCUUCCUCUUGAAUGGAAAGCUUUAGAAUGCCAAAUCCCUCCCCCCUCCCCAGCUGCUCACCAGCAUCCUGUGCCUUUGCUGAAGGCACUUCCACCUUCUGUGUCCCUAACUUACCUCUUUUCUUCUGGUUGGGACUGAUUGUAGGGGUCUAAGACAGGCAGUGCAAAGUGAACAGGGAGGGCCUCUUAUAUCUCAGAGAGUGGUUUCAGAAGUUGUUUCUAGUGGUGCCAUUGCUUUCUUGAAACAGAGCUACCUUGUGCAGGUUUUUUAGAUGUGAGACACACACACACACACACACAUGCACA
Apodemus sylvaticus (European woodmouse) is the source of this 5662-nucleotide messenger RNA. RefSeq names its product natriuretic peptide receptor 3 (gene Npr3). Gene Ontology annotation, biological process: regulation of blood pressure; vasodilation. The transcript has 8 exons. Gene Ontology annotation, molecular function: natriuretic peptide receptor activity; peptide hormone binding. NCBI's taxonomy places the organism in Eukaryota, Metazoa, Chordata, Mammalia, Rodentia, Muridae. The record is from RefSeq and is a predicted model, not a curated record. Gene Ontology annotation, cellular component: membrane. Bases 570 to 2180 code for a protein of 536 amino acids.